Penicillium diatomitis is the source of this 1083-nucleotide messenger RNA. RefSeq names its product putative NAD binding Rossmann fold oxidoreductase. The transcript is spliced from 4 exons. The record is from RefSeq and is a predicted model, not a curated record. Bases 1 to 1083 code for a protein of 360 amino acids. NCBI's taxonomy places the organism in Eukaryota, Fungi, Ascomycota, Eurotiomycetes, Eurotiales, Aspergillaceae. Gene Ontology annotation, molecular function: nucleotide binding.
AUGGCUCCCAAGACGUACAAUGUCGGCGUGAUUGGUUACGGCUUCAGCGCAAAGAUCUUCCACAUCCCCUUUGUGGAGCAGAUUCCCGAGCUGAAGCUGUAUGCGGUGGUCCAGCGCACCCCGAAAGCCAACGAUGAUGCGGAGAAGGAUCAUCCGGGCGUCAAGUCCUACCGCACAACCGACGAGCUAAUGCAAGACUCGGCGGUGGAUGUGGUGAUUGUCACGACGGCCCCCGAUUCUCAUUAUACCCUGGUGAAGCAAGCGCUGGAGUCGGGCAAACAUGUCGUUUGCGAGAAGCCUUUCACCCCCACUUACAAGGAAGCCGAGGAGCUUGUUGCUCUCGCUGAGAAGCAGGGCAAGGUCCUUGCUGUUUAUCAGAACCGUCGUUUUGACGCCGACUUUGUCACCCUGUCCAAGCUCAUCAAGAACGGCUCCCUUGGCCGCAUCUCCGAAUUGGAGACCCACUUUGACCGUCACCGUCCCGAGGAGCCGUCUGCCGAUGCUCACAAGUGGAAGAACAAGGUCAUCCCGGGCGGCUCAGCCGUCUACGACCUGGGCACUCACCUGCUCGACCAGGCCGUUCACCUCUUGGGUCUUCCUGCUCGGGUGACGGGGUUCAUCGGUUCCGCGCGGGCGCAGAACACUUCUGGCUUCGAAGAUUCUUUCACCGUCUUGCUACACUACGCCAAUGGCACUAUGGUGACCGCCAAGGCAACUGUCAUCAGUCCCGAAGAGGAGCAAUUGCGCUUCUGGGUCCGUGGUGACAAGGGAAGUUUCAAGAAGUACCACCUUGACAUCCAAGAAGAUCAGCUCAAGGCCGGCGUCAGACCCACAGAUAAUGGCUACGGCCGUGAACCCAGCGAGCGCUAUGGUACCCUCACGACCAUGCAGAGCGGCAAGCCGGCCAAGGAAGUCGUGCCCACUGUUGAGCCGCCUACAUACACUGAGUACUACCGCAAGCUAGUCCGCGCUCUGAACGGCGAGGGAGAUUCCCCGGCCAGUGGCGCCGAGGCUGCGCAGGUCAUUCGCUUGAUCGAGCUGGCUCGGGAGAGCUCUGCUACAGGCAAGACUAUGCAGGUCUAG